AUGAACGAGGAGGCGGCCCAGAAGAGCGACAGCGGCGAGAAAUGCAACGGCGGCAGCCAGCGGAGGAAGAGACCCAAGAAGUCUGACAGCAAUGCAAGCUUUCUCCGAGCUGCCAGAGCUGGCAAUUUGGACAAAGUAGUGGAAUACCUGAAAAGUGGAAUAGACAUUAACACCUGUAAUCAGAAUGGACUCAAUGCUCUGCACCUGGCUGCCAAAGAGGGCCACGUGGGACUGGUACAGGAAUUGUUGGAAAGAGGCUCGGCUGUGGAUUCUGCCACUAAGAAAGGGAAUACAGCCCUGCACAUCGCAUCCUUAGCAGGGCAAGCUGAAGUUGUCAAAGUUCUGGUGAAGGAAGGAGCCAAUAUUAAUGCACAAUCUCAGAAUGGCUUUACUCCUUUGUACAUGGCAGCUCAAGAGAACCACAUUGAGGUGGUGAAAUAUCUCCUGGAGAAUGGAGCCAACCAAAGCACAGCUACCGAGGACGGUUUCACCCCUCUGGCUGUGGCACUGCAGCAGGGACACAACCAGGCGGUGGCCAUCCUUCUGGAGAACGACACCAAGGGCAAGGUGCGGCUGCCGGCGCUGCACAUCGCCGCCAGGAAGGACGACACCAAGUCGGCGGCGCUGCUUCUGCAGAACGACCACAACGCCGACGUGCAGUCCAAGAUGAUGGUGAAUAGGACGACUGAGAGCGGCUUCACCCCUUUGCACAUCGCCGCGCACUAUGGCAACGUCAACGUGGCCACGCUGCUGCUGAACCGCGGAGCUGCCGUCGACUUCACCGCCAGGAAUGGAAUCACCCCACUGCAUGUGGCUUCCAAAAGGGGAAACACAAACAUGGUGAAGCUCUUGUUGGAUCGCGGAGGGCAGAUCGAUGCCAAAACCAGGGAUGGACUGACCCCACUGCACUGUGCGGCACGAAGUGGCCAUGACCAGGUUGUGGAGCUGCUCCUGGAGAGAGGUGCCCCGCUGCUCGCACGGACCAAGAAUGGACUCUCCCCACUCCACAUGGCAGCCCAGGGGGACCACGUGGAAUGUGUCAAGCACCUGCUGCAGCACAAAGCUCCUGUGGACGACGUGACUCUGGACUACCUGACUGCCCUGCACGUGGCCGCUCACUGCGGCCACUACCGUGUCACCAAACUCCUGCUGGACAAGAGGGCCAACCCCAAUGCCCGUGCCCUGAAUGGUUUUACUCCACUGCACAUUGCCUGCAAGAAAAAUCGCAUCAAAGUCAUGGAACUCCUGGUGAAAUAUGGGGCUUCAAUCCAGGCUAUAACAGAGUCGGGCCUCACACCAAUACACGUGGCUGCAUUUAUGGGCCACUUGAACAUAGUCCUCCUUCUGCUGCAGAACGGAGCCUCUCCCGAUGUCACUAACAUUCGUGGAGAAACUGCAUUGCACAUGGCAGCACGUGCUGGGCAGGUGGAAGUGGUUCGCUGCCUCCUGAGGAACGGGGCCCUGGUUGAUGCCCGAGCCAGGGAAGAACAGACCCCACUGCACAUCGCCUCUCGCCUGGGCAAGACAGAGAUUGUGCAGCUGCUGCUUCAGCACAUGGCCCACCCUGACGCUGCCACCACCAAUGGCUACACCCCCCUGCACAUCUCUGCCCGUGAGGGGCAGCUCGACGUCGCCUCCGUGCUCCUCGAGGCAGGCGCCUCACACUCCAUGUCCACCAAGAAGGGAUUCACACCGUUGCAUGUGGCGGCCAAAUAUGGGAGCCUGGAAGUGGCAAAGCUCCUGCUGCAGCGUCGUGCCUCUCCUGAUUCUGCUGGCAAGAACGGCCUCACCCCGCUGCACGUGGCGGCGCACUACGACAACCAGAAGGUGGCGCUGUUGCUGCUGGAGAAGGGCGCCUCGCCUCACGCCACCGCCAAGAAUGGAUAUACCCCUCUGCAUAUUGCUGCCAAGAAAAACCAGAUGCAGAUAGCUACAACUCUGCUGAACUAUGGGGCCGAGACCAACAUUUUGACCAAGCAGGGAGUCACCCCACUUCAUUUGGCCUCCCAGGAAGGUCACACUGACAUGGUGACUUUGCUGUUGGAGAAAGGAUCCAACAUCCACGUGUCAACAAAGGCUGGACUGACAUCCUUACACCUUGCAGCUCAAGAGGAUAAAGUGAAUGUAGCUGAGAUCCUCACCAAACAUGGUGCAAACCAGGAUGCUCAGACCAAGCUUGGUUAUACACCUUUAAUUGUGGCCUGUCACUAUGGAAACAUCAAAAUGGUGAAUUUUCUCCUCAAGCACGGAGCAAAUGUCAAUGCUAAAACAAAGAAUGGGUACACCCCCCUUCACCAGGCUGCUCAGCAAGGCCACACUCACAUCAUCAAUGUUCUGCUGCAGCACGGGGCCAAGCCCAACGCCAUCACCACCAAUGGUAACACAGCCUUAGCCAUCGCCAGGCGCCUGGGAUACAUCUCCGUGGUCGAUACGCUGAAGGUUGUAACGGAGGAGAUCACCACCACCACAACUACUGUAACAGAGAAGCACAAGCUAAAUGUACCUGAGACAAUGACUGAGGUCUUGGAUGUGUCAGAUGAAGAAGGUGAUGACACAAUGACAGGAGAUGGGGGGGAGUACCUUAGGCCAGAAGACCUCCGGGAGCUGGGAGAUGACUCUUUGCCAAGCAGCCAGUUCUUAGAUGGAAUGAACUACCUGAGGUACAGCUUGGAAGGAGGACGCUCGGACAGCAUCAUGCCCAGUUCCGACAGGUCCCACACGCUGAGCCACGCCUCCUACCUGCGCGACAGCGCCAUGAUCGACGACACCGUGGUCAUCCCCAGCCAGCAGGUAACAACUCUGGGCAAAGAAGCUGAAAGGAAUUCAUAUCGCUUAAGCUUGGGCCCUGAAAUCUUGGACAAUGUGGCUCUUUCUUCCAGCCCUAUUCAUUCAGGCUUCCUGGUGAGUUUCAUGGUGGACGCUCGCGGCGGCGCCAUGCGGGGCUGCCGGCACAACGGGCUGCGCAUCAUCAUCCCCCCGCGCAAGUGCACGGCGCCGACGCGCGUGACGUGCCGCCUGGUGAAGCGCCACAGGCUGGCCACCAUGCCGCCCAUGGUGGAGGGAGAAGGGCUGGCCAGCCGCCUCAUCGAAGUGGGACCCUCUGGGGCUCAGUUCCUUGGUAAACUUCAUCUGCCUACGGCUCCUCCCCCACUUAAUGAGGGAGAAAGCUUGGUCAGCCGAAUCCUUCAGCUGGGGCCUCCUGGGACCAAAUUCCUUGGGCCCGUGAUUGUGGAGAUUCCCCAUUUUGCUGCCCUGCGUGGGAAGGAGAGAGAGCUGGUGAUCCUGCGCAGCGAGAACGGGGACAGCUGGAAGGAGCAUUUCUGUGAAUACACUGAGGAUGAGCUGAACGAAAUCCUGAAUGGGAUGGAUGAAGUACUUGACACUCCAGAGGAGCUUGAGAAGAAGCGGAUCUGCCGCAUCAUCACCCGGGAUUUCCCUCAGUACUUCGCAGUGGUGUCCCGGAUCAAACAGGACAGCAACCUCAUCGGGCCCGAGGGAGGGGUGCUGAGCAGCACCGUGGUCCCACAGGUGCAGGCAGUCUUCCCAGAAGGCGCGCUCACCAAGAGAAUUCGAGUUGGCCUCCAGGCUCAGCCUAUGCACACUGAACUUACAAAGAAGAUUUUGGGCAACAAGGCUACCUUCAGCCCCAUAGUCACACUGGAGCCCAGGAGGAGGAAAUUCCAUAAGCCCAUCACGAUGACAAUCCCUGUGCCCAAGGCCUCCAGCGACGGGCUCAUGAACGGCUAUGGAGGCGACACGCCCACUCUAAGGUUACUAUGCAGCAUAACAGGAGGAACCACCCCUGCCCAAUGGGAAGACAUCACUGGGACAACACCAUUGACCUUUGUUAAUGAAUGUGUUUCCUUCACAACAAAUGUGUCUGCCAGAUUUUGGUUGAUAGACUGUCGUCAGACACAAGAAUCUGUUACUUUUGCUUCCCAAGUGUACAGAGAAAUUAUCUGUGUCCCCUACAUGGCCAAAUUUGUGGUGUUUGCCAAAUCCCAUGAUCCCAUUGAAGCACGGUUAAGAUGUUUCUGCAUGACGGAUGACAAAGUGGAUAAAACUCUAGAACAACAAGAAAACUUUGCUGAAGUUGCCAGAAGCAGGGACGUAGAGGUAUUAGAAGGAAAACCCAUCUACGUUGACUGCUUUGGCAAUUUGGUGCCUCUCACAAAGAGUGGGCAACACCAUAUAUUCAGUUUCUUUGCCUUCAAAGAGAAUAGACUUCCUCUAUUUGUUAAGGUCCGAGAUAGCACUCAAGAGCCCUGUGGACGAUUAUCGUUCAUGAAGGAGCCAAAAUCCACCAGAGGCCUCGUUCAUCAAGCCAUAUGUAAUUUAAACAUCACUUUACCCAUCUAUACAAAGGAAUCGGAUUCAGAUCCAGAACCAGAAGAGGUUGAUAUGACUUCAGAAAAAAAUCAACAGGAUGAUCAGGAAAGGACAGAGGAAAGACUAGCCCACAUCGCAGAUCAUCUUGGAUUCAGCUGGACAGAGCUAGCAAGAGAACUGGACUUCACAGAAGAGCAAAUUCACCAGAUCCGAAUUGAAAAUCCCAAUUCGCUUCAAGACCAGAGCCAUGCACUCCUCAAAUAUUGGCUUGAAAGGGAUGGCAAACACGCAACAGAUACCAGUCUGACCCAGUGUCUCACGAAAAUCAACCGCAUGGACAUCGUUCACCUGAUGGAGACCAACGGCAUAGACCCCAUGCAGGGCCACGGCACGCGCACCUACACGGACACGGAGCAGUCCCUGGCCUUGGACCACAGUGAAGGGUUUUCAGCCCUGCAGGAGGAAGUGUACAGCUCGAGACACAAGCAAGAGCAGCAGAGAAUAUCUAAGGACGGCGAGCCAACCGAGCACCCACCUCUGGUCUCCGAGGAAGACGUGUCUGUCAGUUAUUCCCCGUUCCAGGACAGUACUCCCAGGAGUGAGGCAGAAGUGUCCAUGGCUGAGCUUCUGAGGCAAGCACACAAGGAACAAGUAGAAGCUGAAUUCUCAGGGAAACCCCAAGACGUACCAGGGAAACCAUCCGCUUCACAACAGGAAUAUUUCGUCACAACUCCAGGAGUGGAGCAGCCCAUGGGAGCUGGAAAAGCGGCGAGCGGGCAAUCUGCGCACUCUAGCGCAGCAAAGGGAGAGACGCAGAGAGGGGCCUCCCCCAUCGUCCAAGAGCCCGAGGACCCCCAGCUGCCCCAGGAAAGCCUCUCUCCAAGGAGAUCCAGUCUCAUGAUAGUGGAGUCCACUGAGGAGCAGAUGGAGAAAUCUGGAAGGGGCUAUGAAGAGGAAUCUUUAGAAAAGGCUGAUAGUAUGCCUGAAAUACCACCAGAAACAGUCACAGAAGAGCAGUACACAGAUGAACAUGGCCACACAGUGGUCAAGAAGGUGACUCGGAAGAUCAUCCGGCGCUACGUCGCUCCAGAUGGCACCGAGAAAGAGGAAGUGCUAAUGCAGGGAGCACCGCAAACCCCCGUCAGUGUGGAAGAGGGAGAUGGUUAUUCCAAAGUGGUGAAGCGAGUUGUGCUGAAGAGUGGCAGUGAGCACUCAGAGGUAGGGUGUGCUUUGGCACAGAGCAGCAGCACCCCAGCAGGGCUCUUAGUCACUGCAGCUUAGCGUGCUCCUUCUGCCACUCAGGCCUAGAACCCCAGAUACAGGAAGUUUACCUUGCUGGUCUCUUCUUGCUUUGAAGAGGCUUAAAACAUCUAGGACUUAAACAAAAACUGUAUCACAGCCAGGUAAUUAAAAAUGAAAACAGCCUGAAAAGGUAAGUGCCUUCCUGCUAUACUUCCCUGUCUGGCCUUACAGGCACAGCUGAGUUGUGAUGGAGGGCCUGAACCUGGCAAUGGACAGUGGAGCAUGCUUUCAGCAGCGCUGGGCUAAAAUCAAGGUGCAGCCAGCAGUUAUUGCAAUUGUGAAAAACACACUGGCAUAUUUGUUUGCUGGAAUUAAUCAUCAGAAAUAAUUCUUUAGGAGUAAAGUAACAAGGAAAAAGGGUCUUAAUUUUGCUCUUUUUUUCUCUCCCUCCAUUUUUUCUCUUUUCCUUUUUUCUCUUUUCCUUUUUUCUCUUUUCCUUUUUUCUCUUUUCCUUUUUUCUCUUUUCCUUUUUUCUCUUUUCCUUUUUUCUCUUUUUCCCUUUUUCCCUUUUUCUCUUUUUCCUUUUUUCUCUUUUUCCUUUUUUUCCUUUUUUUUCCUUUUUCCCUUUUUCCUUUUUUCCCCUUUUUCCUUUUUUCCCCUUUUUCCUUUUUUCCCCUUUUUCCUUUUUUCCCCUUUUUCCUUUUUUCCCCUUUUUCCUUUUUUCCCCUUUUUCCUUUU
Molecule: messenger RNA, 6309 nt
Organism: Cinclus cinclus
Lineage: Eukaryota; Metazoa; Chordata; Aves; Passeriformes; Cinclidae
Gene: ANK2
Product: ankyrin 2
Exons: 45
Coding region: 1-5610 (1869 amino acids)
Biological process (GO): signal transduction; protein localization to T-tubule; regulation of cardiac muscle contraction
Cellular component (GO): T-tubule
Molecular function (GO): protein binding
Source: RefSeq, a predicted model, not a curated record